AUGGUACCGGAACCGAAGCAUCAGGGACCGGACGGGGUCAGCGAGAGUGAUCUCGUGGCCUCCGUCGCACCGAAGGCUGAUCCAGCCGCCCGUUCUGAAGGUGACGGGAGGGAUACAACUGAUGAGCAGCAGCAGCGUGAACCACCAACCGAUGCCGACUGUGCUUGCAAUAGCGAUGGUAACACGAACAAAUUGCAUGAUCCUUCAUCAGGCGACGGUGUGUCGACGAUCCCGGGAAGCACCAAAGCCACGGUGCACAUUAAUGGUGUCGCUGUCGACCACUUUCAUCAGAACUCGGACAUCGACGAGGAACGUCGCUCGUUGUGUCAGAACAGUGACAUUCACGGUUUCAUCUCGUACUCGUCCGACAGCAGCAUGAUCGAGUUGAACCUCAAGUUUCGAAAGUGCGCCUGCAACGAGAACAUUAUCAACAUCUCGAAGGAAAAUUUGCAACAGAUGCAACGUACCAGCCCGCCGGGAACGGCGACGUCGGGUGACACCGGUGACGGUCGGUCGAUGCCGCUCAGUACCGGUGGUGUGUUCAAGAAAGAAGGUAAAAGCAAAAAACUACUAGCAUUAAACAAGGACAACUUGAAUAGCUUAGUGCGCAAACUGAACGACACUUCGAAUAGUUCAUCCUCAUCGUGUACAAAGUGUAGAUUAUCAUUAGAUGUCAAUCAUAUUUUAAAGCAAAUCGUUAGUAUUAAGUCCAAAAGCGGUGGCGGUGAAGAUGCCGUAGACGCCGUUGUUGACGGCAAGCAUUGUGAGGGUUCUUCCCGUUCGCCUCGGGAUGAUUCUUGUUCGCGGCACUCGGCACUACCUCUCAUCAUCGAUGACGACUCAAUGAUAGGUUUGCGUGCCGAUGAUUCACUAAUUGGCAGCUCAGCUUCCCCACUGCCUUCGCCCAACUCGCCGAUACCAGUCCUUGGGCUACCACCGCUCGAACGCCGCCACAGCGAAACGGUUGAGCGAAGAUCGAUCGGUGUGCAGCAUGCCGGUUCCAGGCUGCCGUAUCGCAAAAAGCCUCCCCUACUUCGUGCCCACGGUCGGGGCAUAGCGCAGGCAGAGGAAAUAAUUAUUAUUUCCGAUGAAUUUCGACGUCAAUCGCUUCGCGACCAGCAGUCGGUACGCGUACAAAAAAGUGGCAAAAAGAUUUCCAAAUCGAUGGAAAGCAUUGACAAGCGCAACCACCCGCCGGCAUUAUCGCUACGCCCGGUGGCAAUAAGAAGCUUCCAUCUACCGAACUCUGUGGACGGUGAGCUUGAUCAGGCCGAUGAGGUACUAACGAUUGUGGUCGACACCGCCGAUCGUGAUGCUGGGAACGGAAAGACCGUCAAAUCGAUAUCGAAAUCGGUCGAUAAUAUUUCGCUCGGUCCGGGGAACGAGGAGGUGGAAAUCUUUGCCCACCAAAAAACACCGGAGGGCCGGUCGCCCGGUGCCGGAGACGAUAGUGUCGAGUUGAUAUUCAUUUCGGAUGAGUUUGUCAAACGGAAGUCCAAGUCCAGCUCGGACGUGAUCAUCGUCGAAAAUGCAGGCCACCGGCGCGAAAGUAAGCGUAGAAAACCGGUCAAACAUCUAUCGGUAGGCGGCGGCGCAGAUGCGACUAACGUCGAGCGGAAAAAGCUUAGCGUCGCCAGGCGCCCGUCGAGCACGGAGGGUAGAAUCGUAAAAUCGGCCACCAUACCGGCGGUCGCUACGUCGUCACCUGCUGGAAAAGCAAAGGAUCCCCGCCGUAAAACUACUAUAUCUAGUUCGAAUAGUUUUCUCACGUACGAGGAACCGUUUUCGCCAGAAACUCUCGAAAAUAAAGAUAUAGGUCAGAUGUUUGCCGAUGCAUCGAAUGAGCAGGGAAUUCUCCGUGCCACAGAUCAGGGUGCCUGAAGACGAUCAAAGGUUGCACGGAAAAUGCAUGUCCAUUCGUUGCAUGUGUUAGUUUAUUUUACGGUUGCUCAACGCCUAAAGGGUAUGUGUUUAUUUUUAUAAUAGAAUAAUUUGCUGUAUUCGUGUGAAAUUGUAAUGUAUAUCGUAUUUGAUAAGCUUUCUAGUAAAUUUAAAUUCUUGAG
Molecule: messenger RNA, 2063 nt
Organism: Anopheles coustani
Lineage: Eukaryota; Metazoa; Arthropoda; Insecta; Diptera; Culicidae
Exons: 2
Coding region: 1-1881 (626 amino acids)
Source: RefSeq, a predicted model, not a curated record